This is a messenger RNA of Mesocricetus auratus (golden hamster), 10507 nucleotides long. RefSeq names its product G protein-coupled receptor 26 (gene Gpr26). Lineage: Eukaryota; Metazoa; Chordata; Mammalia; Rodentia; Cricetidae. Gene Ontology annotation, biological process: adenylate cyclase-activating G protein-coupled receptor signaling pathway. Gene Ontology annotation, cellular component: membrane. The record is from RefSeq and is a predicted model, not a curated record. The transcript is spliced from 3 exons. Gene Ontology annotation, molecular function: G protein-coupled receptor activity. Bases 667 to 1686 code for a protein of 339 amino acids.
AGAAUCAGUGGGGUUUUCUUCUCAGAAGCAGUCAGUUUCCUGAGAGAAAGAAGAGAGAAAAGAGAAAGGGAGGGAGGGUAAGCAAAGAGGGAAGGAGAAAAUUGGAGGUGGGAGAGACAGACGGGGGAGGGGGAGCAGAAAGUGAGAGCACACUGGAGACUGAGCACAGAGGCAGAGAGAGGGAGACAGAGAGGAAGCCACAAAGCAGGAGGGUGUGCGGUGCAGAGCCAGAGCUUAGAGGGACCCGGUGAGGGCGGGUGCGAGCAGGGGGAAAGCCAGUGACCACAGGCGCCUGCAAUCCAGGAUUCCAGGGCACCACAGGAGUUCAGCGGCACACCGGGCGACUGGCCAAGAGGUGGUGCGGGGCUGGGGGUGAUCGCUCUUCCAGGUACUCGCAGGUGGUGAGGUGACCCAGAGUGUUUCUGCUCCCAGGUGCUUGCUCGCCUGGGAGGUGGAGCAGGGCGGCUCCGGGUGGCUGUGUCCCUAGGUGCUGGUCCAGGGGGUGGCGCGGGGCUCUGGGUUGCUGGACGCCGCCCUCAGGGUAGCCAUGGCGACAGGAGCCAGGGGUCGCUGGGCCACCGCGUCGCCGAGGGGCUGAGCCGGCAGUGGGCUGCGCCAUGGCGGCGCGGGGUUGCGGGCCCUGAGCGCCAGCUGCGGGCGCGCACCAUGAACUCGUGGGACGCGGGUCUGGCGGGGCUGCUGGUGGGCACGAUCGGCGUGUCGCUCCUGUCCAACGGGCUGGUGCUGCUCUGCCUCCUGCACAGCGCUGACAUCCGCCGCCAGGCGCCGGCGCUCUUCACCCUCAACCUUACCUGUGGCAACCUGCUGUGCACUGUGGUCAACAUGCCACUCACGCUGGCCGGCGUCGUAGCACAACGACAGCCGGCCGGGGACCGCCUGUGCCGCCUGGCUGCCUUCCUCGACACCUUCCUGGCUGCCAACUCAAUGCUCAGCAUGGCCGCACUCAGCAUCGACCGCUGGGUGGCCGUGGUCUUCCCGCUAAGCUACCGUGCCAAGAUGCGCCUCCGCGAUGCCGCGUUCAUGGUGGCCUACACGUGGCUGCAUGCUCUCAUCUUCCCGGCCACCGCUCUCGCCCUGUCCUGGCUCGGCUUCCACCAGCUGUAUGCCUCGUGUACGCUGUGCAGCCGGCGGCCGGAGGAGCGCCUGCGCUUUGCUGUCUUCACUAGCGCCUUCCAUGCGCUCAGCUUCCUGCUCUCCUUCAUCGUACUCUGCUUCACGUACCUCAAGGUGCUCAAGGUGGCCCGCUUCCACUGCAAGCGCAUCGACGUGAUCACCAUGCAGACGCUUGUGCUGUUGGUGGACAUCCACCCCAGCGUGAGGGAGCGAUGUCUGGAGGAGCAGAAGCGCAGGCGACAGCGUGCCACCAAAAAGAUCAGCACCUUCAUAGGGACCUUUCUCGUGUGCUUUGCCCCCUAUGUGAUUACCAGGCUGGUGGAACUCUUCUCCACAGCACCCAUUGGCUCCCACUGGGGUGUACUGUCCAAGUGCUUGGCCUACAGCAAGGCUGCGUCGGACCCCUUUGUAUACUCCUUGUUGCGACACCAAUACCGUAGGAGCUGCAAGGAGCUUCUGAACAGGAUCUUCCACAGACGCUCCAUCCACUCCCGCUCCGUGGGCCUCACAGGUGACUCGCACAGCCAUAAUAUUCUGCCAGUGUCAGAAUGAAGGACCGCUCUCCUGCUGGGGAGUUCAGAAUGAGGUGGACAGAGCAAAGGGCAGUGGUCUAGGACUCCUGGGUGAACAGUAACUGCCACCAUUGCCUGGUGAUUGCAGUGAUGUUGAUGUCUGAACAAGUCCUGGCGCCUGCUUCUUGGUCCUUCCAGGGGGGAUAUCAGACUGUCCCGUCACCAAAGGAUGGCCAUGGGCCACGUCCUGGUCGUUCUUUCUGGGAGUGUGUUUUGAGCACUUAGACUCACCAAAGGAUGGUAAGCUAGUCGCUGUCAAGGAUACAGAGUGCUGGUGGCAGGUGUAGGGCAUAGCACCCACCUGUUUGCUAACCACUGGUCAUGGGGCCCCAUGCUCCAAGGGACAUUUCAGUGAUGCUGAAUGCGAAGGUUGGCUGUGGCCAUCUGGCCCCAGAUCUAAUAUGGCAUCUCUUUCUCACUUGGUAGUGGUGGCUGCUGUAACCCAAAUAUUAUCUAGCUGGUGCCAACUACAUUAUGCUCAGCUGACACUCUUGGGCUCUGCACUCAGUGGGAAAGUGUUUAACAACCAGUUUGCUGCCUACCAGUUGUCUGAGGAAUGAUAAAUUGGAUUCAACUUUUGUCCCUCUUCCAUCAAACAAACUCAUGUUUGUGUGUAUUGACAAUCUUAGCAUGAAAGUGGUCUCAAUAGACAGGUAAUAGACAAUGUUAGAUUCUCCGAAAUCUGAGAAAGAAGUCACCUUCUUCUGAUCUGCAUGUCAUAGCUAUGAGAGUCCAAUAAAGCAGGAAGAAGGUAUCUGGUCUAUCCUACCUCCCCAGUUGGGAUCUGAGUUGGUAGGAAGCACUCCCUCUUAUCUUAGACAUCUUGCCCAUCAUAACCUAUGAGGUGGAUGUACAGGAGCUGACCUGAACAUGGAUGCAGCCUUAGUUUUCAAAUGCUGGGUACCAUUAUCCUGGUGGCUCAUUAGUCUCAUUCUGUAAUUCUGUCCUGAGAAAGCAGGGGCCGUCCAAGGUCACCACAAAAUUGCUUUGUGCCACUGAUGAGAGAGUGCAAUUAGUAUAGGAUGAUGUUCCCAUAAUAUACAUGCCAGUCCAUUGGGAGCCAUUGUCUUAGUCUCAUUAAAACAAAGAUAAGGAUUGGAGAAAUAGCUUAGCCAGUAAAGUGCUUACUGUGCAAGCAUGAGGCCCUGAGUCUGACCCCAAGAAUCUGCACCAAAAGAAAACUGGACAUGGUGGCAUGCACCUGUAAUCCUAACGCUGGAGAAGAGAGAGAGGUGGCUCCCCUGGACUCACUGGUCGGCCAAGACUUAGCUGAACUGGUGAGUUGCAUGUCAGAGAUGAACCUCAAAAACAAGCCAGGACAGGUUCCAAAACAAUACAGAGAAACCCUGUCUCAAAACCCCCCCAAAAUGUAGAUGGUGACUGAGAAGCAACACAUGAGGUUGACCUCUAGCUCCCACAUACCCACACCCACACCCACACCCACCCACACACCCACACCCACCCACACACACACACACACACACACCAACAAUGGCCAUGCCUUCUUCCCAUCUCAUCAUUUCAGAUUGAUUUGAGAAUGAUCCUUGCAGUUGUUUCUCAUCUCUAUAAAACCUCUAAGAGACUCUUCUGGGUGGAAAGGGUUGAGAGCUAUCAAACCAGUAUUUCUUUUCUUAUAAUUCUACACAUCCUAGUCUCGGAAGUACAGCAGGAACUAGCCACCAGGGACCAACCUGAAGAAUGUUGGUUUUCCCUGCCAGGCAGCCCCAGUAGUUAAAGGCAGAGAAAUGUCUGCUUGUCUAUUUGAAAAGAUGGCCUAUCAUUAACUCUUGGCAAUUCAUUUAGAAAACAACUCCACCAGGCCUAAUGUCAUCAGGCUUCAGAGUUUCCAUGGAGACAGCUUUAAUAUCUUCCCAUUGCUGGGAGAGGUAUGCUCCCACCUGCCUUGUUAGAGUAAAAGAACCUGGGGUCCAGAGGGAACUCCUUGGGAUACUUGUUUUAACUUUAUAGCCAUCUCUUCCCACCCAGUCAUCUGGGGGAGUUGGUGAGGUACACCCCUCCCUCCUGUGAUAAGGGAUGUCACAUGGUAACUUGAAAUUAGCCACAGUGGAAGUUUUUGUAAAUCAGGUCUCUCCUCCAGAGCUGGUUGUCACCCAUCUAGCAGCACCACACUGACACAUAUUUGUUUCUGGGAUAAAAAUGUCCUGGUUCAGAGUCCAUUUGGUCCCAUCUAGCCCAAAUCACAACAAUGACUUCUAUAGAUUUCCUAGUGAAGAGCAGCUGUAUCCACCCGGUGGUCCCAGAACUCAGAGUGCUAGGGGAGUUCAAAUCAAACCAGUGGCCAAGACAGCAUGCACAAAAUGAUCCCCCUUUUCACACAAAUACUGUUAAAGUUGGGCAACAUAAGAGUGGUGACCCAGAGGGUGAGGUCAGCAGACAAGCAAAGUCGAGUAGGGACAUCCACUUCUCCCACGUUGGUCUAGAGGGAGAGUCAUCCUACAAAUCCUUUCCCUGCUUGCUCUGUGUAGUCAACAUAUUGUACCCCGAGUUGCAAUGAGAUCGCUUUGUCCCUUCCCUAGCUAAGAAACAGGAACUGCCACCCACGAUACCACUUAUCCGGAAGGAUAUAUGCUGUAAUUUUCACUAUACCUCUAAAACUGCUUACCAUCUAAUAAAACCCGUUACACUGGCAUUGUGCCACUGACAAGAACCCCAGAUAAGCCCACUGAUGGAGAGUUUUCAUUAUCACUUAGACACAGGCUUGAAAACCCAAGGGAAGUGAGAAGGAAGUGCCUCCGUUGGCAAUGGUCACCAGCCAAUGCUGCGGCAAUCGCCUUCCCAUAAAUGUUUAUCAUGAGCCUGCACAUCUCUGAAACACACUCCCUGUGGUGAUCACAGUUCCCACUUGAGCAGUCUACCUCAUUCUGGUGAUUUAAUUAAUCAAAUGACAUGUGGUUUUCUCAGGUAUGAGGUAUAUAAAACAAGACUCCGUCCCCCAAGAUAGAAGGUCUCAGUGACUUGCUUGACUCCCACUGGUGUACAGACUCCUAUCCACUGCACCUGCACUGCCGCUGGGCAGGGGAAACCAUUCUGUGGAGCUCCAACUCCACUCAGAGGGCUCAGUUUAUAAUCUCUGCCCCAGUCUGCAUUUUCCUUGCAUCCCUUCUAGGAGGUCGGUAACUUGGAAACCUGGGGCCCUGGGAAUACAGGACGCUUGCAGAAUGAUGCAACAAUGGUGUCUGGGUGUCUGCAUUCAGUUAGGAGACAAGCAUGGCUUGGUGUUUCCUACUGUGUUUUCUUCCAGGGAUUAGCUCAGGCCUCCAACAUUCUGAGCAAUAAACCUCUUACCUUGUGCUUGUGAGAUAUGCUUUUUUUCAUGUGUCUCUCUCCUUGAGAGAAGGUAGACAGACUAAGACCAUGCCUGUGUACUGGUUGUCAUUCCUUGGAAGGAUUGGAUGUACAGGUAGUCAUCUGUGCUUAGCUGUUGGAUGAACCCCAGUGUUGUGUGUUGUCAGGAUUUGACCUUAACACAGGGUUAAGUAAGUUGCCUGAUUUUCUUGGGGUUAUUCUAUAAGGAGCCAGAAACCUCAUGGAUCAGCUUUUUUUCCUCCAGCCCAUGAACACCAUGGGAAAAGAUCUGGAGAUGGUGAGGUUCCCAUUGUCUUCCCAAUAUUCUGGGGAUCUUAAUGGAAACAGUAGUUAUUAAACUUCCCCAUCCCCAAGUGUCACCAAGGGAGGUGCUUUUAUAUGAACUCCUGAAUUCUCCAGAGGUGAAUUUAGGCAAGAUGGAAGGACUUGGGUUUCUAUGAUCUAUAUAUCAGUGUCCAGGCAGCUGACUCAGGUAAUCUUUCAACUCUGUCCUCAGCAGUGACAGCUCCUCUGCAGGGACACUACAGGAUUAGUAUUUUAGGUGUUGAGGAGCCCUUGUAAACCUGCAUUUUCAAGAAAUAUUGGGCCAUCAUCUCCAUGAGCAUCAGCAGCAUGAAGCAUUCCCCCAAGACCCAAGUAAGGCUUCUCAUUUCCUGAAGUGUUAGCACAUGGAGAUGUGCAGAGCCUUUUGUACAGGGGGAAGAACUCUGCAUCUCUCCGCAUCUCUCCUUUACUCCUACAGGCUCAGCAGAGAAGUCUGUAUGUGAGGAGCCUGCCUUGUAAGCCCCCAACCUUCCCUACCAGCACCUCCUUCAACCCAAGCUUUUCCUGCCUUUCUGCAGAAGAUACUGUGGGAUAACAGGUCUCAGCUCCUUCCCCAAGCACAGAGUGAAGCCUAGGAACUGGACUCUUUGGCCAGUCAGCUUCCAAGGGGGAAGGAGUCAUGGGUCCUGAGGAAUGGAAGUGAUUCUGGAUAUAGAGAGAACAGGCCUGGAGCUUAAAGUGGUUUCUAUCAGCCUGACCCAGACAUCAGAAGUCAGGGACUUUCAGUGCCAGAAGGCCAGAGAAUGGGUUUCUGCAAUGACAUGAUGAGUGGCUGGUGAGAAAGCUGGAUCUGACCAAGUGAUGUGGGAGUUCUCACCUGUCACCCCAUAGUUCUGUAAGCCAGAGCCUCCUGUGUCAUGCCCCCAGGGGAGAUGAGUAUUAAGGGUGUUGCUCAGCACUGUUAAUUAGAAGCCCUGGAAGACUUUGCAGAGGCAGUGGGCUCUGAACUGCUGCUACAGCAUGGGGUUGAGAUGUGGACUAGCCUGGUAAACAUUCAGUAGAGUAGGGCUUAGUGUGCAUUCAGAAACACUGUCCAGGGGGUGCUCAGAAGUGGGCAGUGCCUCCUGAGACACAAUGAAUGCCAUCUGUGACCAACAGGGUGGAUGUUCUUGAAGUAAGAACAAAGUUAGGAAAAGAUGAUAGGGGGAAAAAUCCAUAGAUAUUUAGCCAUCCAAAAAGAGAAGAACAAAAAAACAGAAGGAAAGAAAGGAAGAAAGGGAAUAGAAGAAUGGAGAUGGGAAAGGCGAAAGGAACUGCAUUCAAUUUGAAGGAUCUGUCAUUUAUUCAUUUUAAUUAAAUAUUUUAUCUACUCGCCACCUAGACCUUCCCUCCAGUUCCACCACCCCUCUUCUCACAUAAGUCUAACCACCCAACUUUAUGAACUCACUGAGUUCAAAUGGUGUUGCUGGUAUGUGUGGAAGUGUAGGACUGUCUACCAGAGCAUGGGCAGUCUACCCAGGGCCAGACGGUAGAAGAAAGCUGAUACUCCUCCAGCAGCCAUCACUGCUAAUAGCCCCCCAGCCAGAGAGUGGGGCUUUGUGAUCCCCUCCCUGACGACCCAUGUUGGGAUUUGACUAGCUUUGUCUUAUGCAGGUGAAUGCAGCCAUGGCCACCGUGAGUUCAUGUGUACUGUCAUGUCCAGGAGACAUCUUUUUGUUGCAGUCCUCCCAACCUCUGGCUCUGACCAUCUUUCUACUCCCUCUUCAAUGAUGGUCCCUGAGCAUAUCAGAGGAGUCAUCAUAUAGACGUCUGAGUACUCUGUGAGUUUCUUAUGUUCUGUAAUUUGGUCAGCUGUGGGUCUCUGUAUUAAGAUCCCAUUUUCUGCAAAAACAAAAUUCUCUGAGAAUUUUAUAUAAUGUAUUUUGACAAUAAUUCCCCUCAAUUCCUCUCCUUAACUUCUCCCAGUUCAACCCACACUCUCCUGCCUCCCCAAAUUUGUGUCCACUUAAAAAUUUUUUAAACCCAUCAACUCCAAUGUGGGCUGUUCAUAUCCUUCUGGGUGUGGAGACAACAUGCUUAAAAACUGACUCUCCCUCCUCCAGAAGCCAUCAACUGUCCAGACCUCCUGAGUUAGGGCUGAGGGCUCAUGGAUCCCUUACCAUUCCAUGCUAGAAUGUUUGCUAACUUGAUAUUGUGAGGCAGCCACAGCUGCUGAUAGAUUGAUGAGCACUGUAGUUCUCGCAUGUCUAGAAGACACAGCGAUUUUAGUCUGGUCCUCCCCAACUUCUGGUUCUCAAAUCUUUCUGUCCCAGUUUCCAUCACUAACCACCAUCCACUGCAUAAAGAAACUUCUCUGAUGAGGUCUACAAGCUUCACUAAUCUAUGAGCAGAAAAAUAUAAAUUUAGAGGGCAUAUUAAUACUGUCUCCAUUUAUCAAAAUAAUAGUACAAAUCUAUAAAAUAACUUUCACACACACAUAUCCAGAGCCUGUGAAUUCUCCAACCAUGGAUUCUUGGCCAGAUUUGCAGUACCAGGCACGUGUUUCCUCCUGUGUAGUAGGCAUUUGAUCCAACCAGAAAAAUGAUUGGUUACCCCAUAGCAUUUGUGACAUUAUUGUACCUGUGGGCAAAUCUUGCCUUGUUGGUCUUUGUUAUAGUUAUCAGUGCUCACAGAUGACUAAGACUGCAUAGCACCCUCCAGUACUAUGAGAGCUAACCAGCAAGGGAGAAAGCUUUUGGAAGUCAGUAUUGAUUUUACCACGUCCUGUGAAUAAUGUGUGUAGUGUUUUUGGCAACAGGGUCAUGUCAUCAAGUUUGGAUAUGCAACCAAGCCAACAUUCAUUCUUAAUGACAGUGUCCAUUUCUCUUUUUAUUUGUUUACUUAUUUAUUUGCUUACUUACUUACUACUAGUUUGCUUAUUUUUAAGACAGGUUGUCCCAGCUAGCCUUGAGCUCACCAUAUAUCUCAUACUGACCUCAAACUUGUGGUGUAUCUUAGAGAAAUUAGCAAUCCUCCUGCCUCAGCCUCCUGGGUGCUGAUAUUGCAGGCAUCAACCACCACCAGCUUCGAUUAAGUCUCAAGAAACCAAAUCCAGUCACAUUGUCCUAGGGUACCUCCUCUGAUGAUAUCCUGAGUGGGAACAAAUGUGUGUCACUCUAAGGGGGUGUUUCACAGUUAACAUCCAUGUAGGGUCUAAGGCGUACUGCUGCCAAUCCCCAGGGACAAAAGGAAGAAUUAACAUAGCAUAGUGUACAAUAACACAGCCAUGGUACAAAGGUUGUCCUCACACUUAUUAGGCAAGCCACACCCUCACCAUCUUUUGCAGGGGAGGUGAACAGUUCAUUCUUGAAAUGUGUCAUGUAAAUACAUACGUCACAUUUAAAGGCCAAAUGUGAAUCAAACCAAUAGCAGCAUAGCUCUGUUUUAUCAUCCACACUCACAUUUAAGGAUUUAUUUUAAAAAGAAAUUGAUAUUUUAGAGUCAAAGGCUUAUGUGUAUCCCUUGGAUAUGGAUGCUCUUAGGAACACUGAGACAUGGUAUUUUCCAUGUCCUCUCACACAUGUCCAGUAUGUCUGCAUAGUCACCAUCAGAUUACGGUGUGAUGGUUUCCAAGGGCCCAGAAUCUCUAUUUGGAGACAAGCAGUCUCAGACCUCAGUCACACUCCACAACACCCAAAGAGAACAGGUUUGGGAUACAGAGAAUCAGAGGCUAUCACAAUGACAUUCUUGCAAUGUGUCUGGGUGCCAAGAACCAGAUCAUAGUAAUUGCUCAGGCUGCCUAAAAAUCCCCAACACCUAAUCCCCAAAUACCCAGCCUCCCAUGGCCUUCCCUUGGCUCCUCUGUUGCCAAACCUCUUCUUGAAUUAUUAAUAGUAACCAACCCACCCUACUUGAGAAAGCUUCAAAUACCAAGCUUCCUUGCAAACUGAAAUGAUUCCAAACCUCAACCAUCCUUUUUUACAAGAAAUGUGUAAACACAAUAUCUCUUGGAACAUUGGGGGCGUUCAUAGGAUCUAGUGUCCUGCCAAAUUCAUCAGGGUCUCCUGCAGGAAACUCAAUUGCUCUGAGCUGCAAACAGCUCUCCCUUCCACCUGGGGCAAUUAGCUCGAUGUUGACUGGAUAGCAUUUUUUGCUUAGGCACCUCUGGGAGAAGGAAUUGAAACCUUCUGUCUAAAUACAGGUUGCUCAUUUGGUGAGUAUGCUCUUGGGUGGACAGAGCUCCCCCUCUGGUGCUGUGUCCUGUGUAGUGGAUGGGAAUGGACACCAUCAGCCAUGCCCAUCCUUCCUCCCCAAGGAAGCACAGCAGGUUCAUCUUGCCCAGUAUCCAGUAGAAGAAGCAUCACUUCCUGCAGGUGAGAGGAGAGGGAGUGAAAGGCCACUACUAGCAUGCCAUCCUGAAGGCUCCUGGGUACCAGGGCACCAAUGACCAAUUCUUUACACCCCUGUGUUUCCACAUAUUUCAUUUGUUUUUGCUAUCUGCAAAGGAAGGUGAGGAGGCUUGGGUCAUUCAUAGCUUGAGGCACCUACAAAGUGGCCAGUAGAUGACAUAAGGGUCCUCACAGCUGGGAAAUGUCAAGUGUGCCCAGUAGGGCUCAAGCUAGAAUCCUACAAGGAAAUGUACUUUAUAUCUUCACAUUUCAAGAAAACUAAGAUUUAGGAAAAUAUCAGGUAUUUCUUGCGACACUUGAUUGGUUUCUACAGUGUUGCAGUCCUCUCCAGGAGAUUUCUAGGAAAAUGAAUGGAAAUACAUGUGCUUGCAGAGUCAAUGCUCCCCCCACCAGUGUGCAUGCCCGUGAGAGAGCACUACAUAUGGCGGGAAUUCAACACAAACAACUGAACACUGAGCACCAGAUGAAGCAAAAGUUUAGCGUCUUAUGUCAUUGUAGUUUUAACUUUGCUUUCUAAUUUAAUGAACGAAACUGUGGCUCCAUUUAUUCUUAAAUAAAGUAUCACUACUCUCUCUCCCAAUGUGGCAACAUUUACCUUCCCUGUGACACACCUGCCAACAGCUGUAUUCUGCUGAAAUGGGACUGGAGAGAUUUGAAUUCAAGGCCAAUGCUGCCUGCUCUGUUUACAAUGGCUUGCGUUUUGUGAAUAUAUAUCAAAUGUUGUAAUAUAUUUUUAUGAUAGAAUUGAUGGUUAAUACAAGGGAAAUAUCUAUAUCUAUAUAUUGUGAUUCUGUCCAAUAAAAUUCCUGUUAUAAAAUCUCA